AUGUCGCAAGUUCCUCUGACCCACGAUUGGGCUGCCACCACCUGGGAUUGGCCGCUACAGAAUCACGACGGCGUCGUCAAGGUGAACAACACGGGCAAGACGUUCGAGGUCGGACUCGACUGCCAGUUCUUCACCCCGAAUGAGAUCGAGAUCAAGACGUCCGGACAGGAGUUGCUGAUCAACUGCCGCCACGAGCUGCGCACCGAUUCGCACGGCACAGUCGCCCGUCAAAUCCAGCGCGCCUACAAACUCCCUGAGGACGUUGAUGUGACGACAAUUAAGAGCAAUCUGACGCCGCGUGGAGUUCUCAUCAUCACCGCUAAUAAGAAA
Messenger RNA from Mesorhabditis spiculigera, 330 nucleotides. The record is from the annotation of a GenBank genome assembly. Lineage: Eukaryota; Metazoa; Nematoda; Chromadorea; Rhabditida; Rhabditidae.